Molecule: messenger RNA, 2376 nt
Organism: Naegleria fowleri
Lineage: Eukaryota; Heterolobosea; Eutetramitea; Acrasida; Naegleriidae
Exons: 2
Coding region: 1-2376 (791 amino acids)
Cellular component (GO): extracellular matrix
Source: RefSeq, a predicted model, not a curated record
AUGGCUUGCGUUAGUUCAUCAUCACAACAAAAAAUUCAACACACAAGUCUUCGUCAUCGUGCUACUAAACAUCAACAAACGAUGAUGAGCAGAUCAAAAUUUCUGAUUGGCUUGUUGUUGGUGGCAACUUGUGUCAUCCUUGCCCUGCUACCAGCAGAAGCCCGUCGAGUAAGAGCCAACUCUGUCUUACAGAGAUGUCAAUCCAUUGGUGAUCCACACUAUGUUUCAUUCACAGGAAAGAAAUAUGACUUUUAUGGCGUCGGUGACUAUGUGUUGGCAGAAACUGUUGACAAGUCAUUCGUUGUGCAUGCAAGAACAGGAAAAUGGAAUAGAGUAUCCGUCAAUACUGCCUUUGCUGUUAAAAUCAAUCAAAAAGAUUCCUUUGAAUAUGAUACCAAAACCAAUUCCUUCUAUUUGAACGGAAAGCAAACCAAAGUGAAUGUGGGUCAAACCAUUGCAUUGAGUGGAUCUGUUGCCACCGUCAAACGAGUAUCUUCCAACUCAUUAAUCAUCUCUUCAAAGAAUGGAGCUCACUUGACUGCUACAUGGCACAGGAGUCCAUCAUUCAGAAGUGCCUAUGGUUCCUUUGGACACAUCUCAUUGAUUCUCGAUGCUCCAAGAACUUUGAACUUCUCUUCGGGUUUGUGUGUUUCUCGUUCCUACCUUUCUCGAUCUGCAACAGGUAUUCUGCACAAUCAUAAGGAAAGAAGAAUUGAGAGAAGAGUCCAACCAAAGAAGCCAACCAAGAAACAACUCAAGAGAGCUCGUCGAGUGUGUAGAAAGGUUGGUUUGAACAAACACAAGAAUCCAAAUGCUUUCCAUGCUUGUGUGGUUGAUCAAAUUCAAGCUGGUAAGAGACUUGGUAAAGACUUUGCCAAGACCAUUGUCAAGGUUAAAAAGUUAGAGAAGAAGAAGAGCAACAAGUGGAAGAAACAAGCCAAGAAGAUCAUUAAGAAGGUUAAAAAGGCAAGACGUGCUGCUCGAAAGGCCAUCCUUAAGAAGGUAAAGAAGACCAAGAAACUUGCAAAGAAGGCAAAGAAGGCUGUUCGUAAACUUUUGAAGAAACUUCAUAAGGCUCUGAGAAGAAAGAAACUCAAAUCCAGAAGUGCUCGUCGUGCCAGACGUAGACUCAUCAAGCGUUUGAAGAAGGCUCUGAGAAGAAAGCAAAGAAUUGCAAGACGUCGUGCAAGAGCUGCUCGUCGUGCCAAGAGAAGAGCUGCUCUCAAGAAGGCCCGUAGAAAUAGAAGACGUGCAUUGAGAAGACGUGCUGUUCUUAAGAAGCUUGCCAAGUUGAAGAGAAGAAAGGCUUUGAAGAGAAGAGCUGCUGCCAAGAGAAGAAGAAUUCCACUCAUCAAGAGACUUCUUCGAAAGAAGAAGCUUUCCAACAAAUUGAGAAAGGCUUUGAAGAGAAGAGCUGCUGCCAUCAAGAAGUCUCUACGUAGAAGAAUUGCAAGACGUCGUGCUGCAUUGAGAAGACAACGUGGUAAGGCUUCCAAGAGAAGAGUUGCUCGCCGUGCUUCUGCUGCCAAGAGAAGAGUUGCUGCCAUCAAGAAGGCUCUUAGAAGACGUGCUGCAUUGAAGAGAGCUGCUCGUCGUGCCCUUAUUAAGAGACAAAGAAAGCUCAAGCGCCGUGCAUUGAAGAGAGCAAGACGCAUCAUACGUGCUGCAUUGAAGAGAGCUCGUCGUGCUUGUAAGAGGGCUAAGAGACGUGCUUUGAAGAGAUCAAGAAAAUUGACAAGAAAGGGUAAACAUGCAAAGCGUGUCGCAAGACGGGCCAUCAAACGUGUCAGAAAACUCCUUGCCAAACUGAGAAUUUCUAAAUCCAAGCGUGCUGCUAGACGUGUAAGACGUGCUUUGAGAAGAGCAAGACGUGUGGCAAGAAAGCUCGUAAGACGCUCUCGUCGUGUCUGUAAGAAGGUGAAACGUGCUUUGAAGAAAAACAAACGUGCUAAACGAGUAUGCAAGAAGCUCAAGAGACGUGCUUUGAGAAGAGCAAGAAAGGCCAAGCGUGCCAUCUUGAAGAAACUUAGAAAGAGAGCCUCUCGCAGAUACAACAAACUCAUUAAGAGAAUUUCCGCAACUGUGAUCAAGAGAAAGACUUCUCGAAAGAUUAGAAAAUUGUUGAAAAAGGUCUUGAGAAAACAAAGAAAGUUGGGUAAGAGAUAUUGUCCAAAGAAACACUUACCUCGUAAGCUUAAGAAGGUCUUGAAGGCUUUGAAGAUCAAGAUUCACAAGUGCGGAAAAGGAAAGGUAAGAAGAGUCCGUAGAAGACACAGAGGUGGUAGAAAGGCAAGAAGAGCCGGCAGAAGAGUCUCAGUGAUUGGUAGAAAGCUCGCAAGAGCUCUUUUACGUGUUUCUAAAUGUAAGAAGAAUUAA